This is a messenger RNA of Acanthosepion pharaonis, 2664 nucleotides long. The record is from the annotation of a GenBank genome assembly. Lineage: Eukaryota; Metazoa; Mollusca; Cephalopoda; Sepiida; Sepiidae.
AUGUACUGGAGAGCCAUCCUCAAAGGCGUUGCAUCUCUUGUGCCUGCCCGAAACGUCCAUCUUCAAAGGCGUUGCAUCUCUUGUGCCUGCCCGAAACGUCCAUCCUCAAAGGCGUUGCAUCUCUUGUGCCUGCCCGAAACGUUCAUCCUCGAAGGCGUUGCAUCUCUUGUGCCUGCCCGAAAUGCGUUGCAUCUCUUGUGCCUGCCUGAAACGUCCAUCCUCGAAGGCGUGGCAUCUCUUGUGCCUGCCCGAAACGUCCAUCCUCGAAGGCGUUGCAUCUCUUGUGCCUGCCCGAAACGUCCAUCCUCAAAGGCGUUGCAUCUCUUGUGCCUGACUGAAACGUCCAUCCUCGAAGGCGUUGCAUCUCUUGUGCCUGCUCGAAACGUCCAUCCUCAAAGGCGUUGCAUCUCUUGUGCCGGCCCGAAACGUCCAUCCUCGAAGGUCUUGCAUCUCUUGUGCCUGCCCGAAACGUCCAUCCUCAAAGGCGUUGCAUCUCUUGAGCCUGCCCGAUACGUCCAUCCUCGAAGGCGUUGCAUCUCUUGUGUCUGCCCGAAACGUCCAUCCUCAAAGGCGUUGCAUCUCUUGUGCCGGCCCGAAACGUCCAUCCUCGAAGGCGUUGCAUCUCUUGUGCCUGCCCGAAACGUCCAUCCUCGAAGGCGUUGCAUCUCUUGUGCCUGCCCGAAACGUCCAUCUUCGAAGGCGUUGCAUAUCUUGUGCCUGCCCGAAACGUACAUCCUCAAAGGCGUUGCAUCUCUUGUGCCUGCCCGAAACGUCCAUCCGCGAAGGCUUUGCAUCUCUUGUGCCUGCCCGAAGUGUCCAUCCUCAAGGGCGUUGCAUCUCUUGUGCCUGCCCGAAACGCCCAUCCUCGAAGGCGUUGCAUCUCUUGUGCCUGCCCGAAACGUCCAUCCUCGAAGGCGUUGCCUCUCUUGUGCCUGCCUGAAACGUCCAUCCUCAAAGGCGUUGCAUCUCUUGUGCCUGCCCGAAACGUCCCUCCUCGAAGGCGUUGCAUCUUUUGUGCCUGCCCGAAACGUCCAUCCUCGAAGGCGUUGCAUCUCUUGUGACUGCCCGAAACGUCCAUCCUCAAAGGCGUUGCAUCUCUUGUGCCUGCCCGAAACGAGGUGCAUCUCUUGUGCCUGCCCGAAACGUCCAUCCUCAAGGGCGUUGCAUCUCUUGGGCCUGCCUGAAACCUCCAUCCUCGAAGGAGGUGCAUCUCUUGUGCCUGCCCGAAACGUCCAUCCUCAAGGGCGUUGCAUCUCUUGUGCCUGCCUGAAACGUCCAUCCUCGAAGGCGUUGCAUCUCUUUGCCUGCCCGAAACGUCCAUCCUCAAGGGCGUUGCAUCUCUUGUGCCGGCCCGAAACGUCCAUCCUCGAAGGCGUUGCAUCUCUUGUGCCUGCCCGAAACGUCCAAUCUCAAAGGCGUUGCAUCUCUUGUGCCUGCCUGAAACGUCCAUCCUCGAAGGCGUUGCAUCUCUUGUGCCUGCCCGAAACGUCCAUCCUCAAGGGCGUUGCAUCUCUUGCGUUGCAUCUCUUGUGCCUGCCUGAAACGUCCAUACUCGAAGGCGUUGCAUCUCUUGUGCCUGCCCGAAACGUCCAUCCUCAAGUGCGUUGCAUCUCUUGUGCCUGCCUGAAACGUCCAUCCUCGAAGGCGUUGCAUCUCUUGUGCCUGCCCGAAACGCGUUGCAUCUCUUGUGCCUGCCCGAAAUGUCCAUCCUCAAGGGCGUUGCAUCUCUUGUGCCUGCCCGAAACGUCCAUCCUCGAAGGCGUUGCCUCUCUUGUGCCUGCCCGAAACGUCCAUCCUCAAAGGCGUUGCAUCUCUUGUGCUUGCCUGAAACGUCCCUCCUCGAAGGCGUUGCAUCUUUUGUGCCUGCCUGAAACGUCCAUCCUCGAAGGCGUUGCAUCUCUUGUGCCUGCCCGAAACGUCCAUCCUCAAAGGCGUUGCAUCUCUUGUGCCUGCCCGAAACGUCCAUCCUCAAAGGCGUUGCAUCUCUUGUGCCUGCCUGAAACGUCCAUCCUCGAAGGCGUUGCAUCUCUUGUGCCUGCCCGAAACGUCCAUCCUCAAGGGGCGUUGCAUCUCUUGGCCUGCCUGAAACCUCCAUCCUCGAAGGAUGUGCAUCUCUUUGCCUGCCCGAAACGUCCAUCCUCAAGGGCGUUGCAUCUCUUGUGCCGGCCCGAAACGUCCAUCCUCGAAGGCGUUGCAUCUCUUGUGCCUGCCCGAAACGUCCAUACUCAAGGGCGUUGCAUCUCUUGUGCCGGCCCGAAACGUCCAUACUCGAAGGCCUUGCAUCUCUUGUGCCUGCCCGAAACGCGUUGCAUCUCUUGUGCCUGCCCGAAACGUCCAUCCUCAAGGGCGUUGCAUCUCUUGUGCCGGCCUGAAACGUCCAUCCUCGAAGGCGUUGCAUCUCUUGUGCCUGCCAGAAACGUCCAUCCUCAAGGGCGUUGCAUCUCUUGUGCCUGCCUGAAACGUCCAUCCUCGAAGGCGUUGCAUCUCUUGUGCCUGCCCGAAACGUCCAUCCUCAAUGGCGUUGCAUCUCUUGUGCCUGCCCGAAAUGUCCAUCCUCAAGGGCGUUGCAUCUCUUGUGCCUGCCUGAAACGUCCAUCCUCGAAGGCGUUGCAUCUCUUGUGCCUGCCUGAAAGGUCCAUCCUCGAAGGCGUUGCAUCUCUCUAA